AUGCAGAACCAAGCGAUUGCCGGCGAAGGGCUUAUCGUCCUGGAUGGCGCUGUCGAGGGGGACAUGGCAGUUGGUUAUUUCUUCCUCGACGGCCUGAAUGCCAACCUGAAAGAGACCUGGACGCACGAGACCAAUGACGGUUCUGGGUUCUUCUGGCCGAGCCAGCGCCUCGCCCAUAUUCCAGGGCGCCACGUCAUGACCUUCGGCUACAAUGCUGCGUCCAUUGACGCGAUCGCCCAAACGCUCACGAGUCGCCUGAUAGACAAGAGGAAGGGAGAACACGCUCUUUGCAACACCCACUCCAAUCGUCAUGCUCGGCUGGAGAACCGCAAGAUUAGGGAACAAAAGGCCAUCUACGAUUCCGUUUCUGGCAUUGGCUUCAUCGGCACUCCUCAUACUGGCAGCAUCGAGUUGCAGGAUCUCAGGAACAGUUUCGAGCGGCCCACCAUCUUUACCCAGCAUGUGAUCAAUAUAUGCACUUUCUUUGAGACCAAGACGAUCAAAUUUGCCGGAGAAGAGAUCGUCCCACGAGAUAUGGCCAUCUUGCAUUACAUGAACGAGAGAAAAGAGCCAGUUGCGAAGGAGCAUGCCAAGAUGGCAAAGUUCACGAAUGCUCAAAAUGACUUGUACCAAUCCAUCUGCGAGAGGCUCAGGGACAUGGGCACUGAUGGCUUACACAUACAGAGAGCUUGCCAAGCAACCUAUCGCAUUCUGCAGAUUCCCAGCUCAGUUACCAGAGUACACGGUGCCUACUUCCUCUCGACAUGCGGAACAUCACGACUGGAAGGAAAGGGCCGGCUGGGAUCACCUCCGAACAUCCCAAUUCACUCCCUGGCUUCGCGCGUCGGGCAAAGCCAGGCCCCGAAAAUGGCCACCGUCUCCUUCGUGACAGUGCCUUGCCUCCUGUUGGAUAAGAAGGGCUAA
This is a messenger RNA of Parathielavia appendiculata, 924 nucleotides long. RefSeq lists its product as uncharacterized. Bases 1 to 924 code for a protein of 307 amino acids. The record is from RefSeq and is a predicted model, not a curated record. Lineage: Eukaryota; Fungi; Ascomycota; Sordariomycetes; Sordariales; Chaetomiaceae. The transcript is spliced from 7 exons.